AUGCUGAAUGUUCCGUUUAAGAGAUGGUGUCCAGGAGCGGUUCUCGACGACUCUCCAAAAGAUUCAAACCCUUUGGAACGUUCCAGGUCGGAGAACGCAGAGCUUCGGAAGCAACUGAAGGCCCGCGAGCUUGAGGGAAUCAGCGCGAUGAAACGGCGAUCAGACGAGUUGACCGUGGAUGUGCUGAAAGAGAGGGUGUACACGUUGCUGGGCGAUAACGCUGAGCUAAGGAUGGAGAAUCGCAAAUUGCUCAAGCAGAACGCUAAACGGGGUAUCAGCCCUGAGAUCGAAGUCCUCCAGGGUACUAGCAGUGCAUCUCGGAAUAUGCCAGACAAGGAGCGUAGUGUGAAGACGCUGUUCAUCCGCUUCUGCAACAUCAUGACAGACACUACUAAGUACGAGGCCAUGAAGUGCGACAGACUACCAUGCGGCCACGGCCUGUGCACGAACUGCUGGCAGUCUUGGAACGCACGCUCCGCCAAAGAAAAGCACUGUAUCAUCUGUCAUCAUCCAUACCAGCCCUACGAUGUCCUGCGCCUGUACCGCGAUGAACUGCGGGAGCGCAGCUGGACCCAGCUCCAGGCGGUCGUGGACGAGUGGAUGGCGAUCGAACCACUCGCCAGGGAAGCAGACCGAGAAGAUGCGCGUCAGUCGUCGCCGCACGCGGAGGUUGACGAACACUCUGGUGAGGAAGAGGAGGUGGAGGCGGACGUGAUGUAUGCACCCAUCCCACCACGCAGCCUCGAUGCCCGUCCAAUCGUCGAGUUCUUCCUCGAGCACGCCCCUGGCGACGCCGCCCAAGACGCCCCUACAGAGAUCUUCCCACUCUGGGCCGGGACGUCGCCCCGAACCGCCACGCCGGCCAAGCGCGGAGCCAGCAAGGCAGGUGCCUGCGUCCUCAAAGCCCGCGGUGGUCUACGACGCCGCCAGUGGCUGGAAGGGAGACGGAAACGCAAACGAGGUGCCGAUUUCUCUGAGAUUCGUCAGUUCAAGUCGCCGCGCCAGGAUAGUCUACUUGUCAGUCGGAUAUCCAUGAGCCCUGCAGUGUAA
Molecule: messenger RNA, 1050 nt
Organism: Fomitopsis serialis
Lineage: Eukaryota; Fungi; Basidiomycota; Agaricomycetes; Polyporales; Fomitopsidaceae
Exons: 7
Coding region: 1-1050 (349 amino acids)
Source: RefSeq, a predicted model, not a curated record